Messenger RNA from Diplodia corticola, 2151 nucleotides. RefSeq lists its product as uncharacterized. Bases 1 to 2151 code for a protein of 716 amino acids. Gene Ontology annotation, biological process: transmembrane transport; fungal-type cell wall biogenesis. NCBI's taxonomy places the organism in Eukaryota, Fungi, Ascomycota, Dothideomycetes, Botryosphaeriales, Botryosphaeriaceae. The record is from RefSeq and is a predicted model, not a curated record. The transcript is spliced from 4 exons.
AUGAGAUCCUCGCUGUUCGCCGGCGCCCUGUCAGCGCUGGCCGCGCUGCUGCCCACCGCUUCCGCCGAGCGCCUCAUUGAGUCCAAGUCGCUCAACCCGUGCAUGGCCAACUCCAGCUUCUCCGCAACCCUCUUCAACGUCGUCUUCACCCCCGACAACGCCACCCUUUCCUUCAACAUUGUCGGAGUCUCGGAUAUCUCUGGAAAUGUCACCGCCGACUUGGAGGUCUUCGCCUAUGGUUUCCGUGCGCUGCAAAAGACGUUGGAUCCCUGUGACAGCGCCGAUUUGAAGGGUCUCUGCCCCAUGAACACUGGCCAGAUCAACAUCAAGUCGAACCUGCCCCUUGAGGCCGACGCCAUCGAAAACGUCCCCAACAUUGCCUACACUGUCCCCGAUCUCGACGGUAAGGUCCAGAUUUACAUCAACGACACUGAUACCGGCCGCCCGCUUGCCUGCGUCGAGGCCGAACUGUCCAACGGAAAGACCGUCUACCAGAAGGGUGUCGGUUGGGUCACUGCUGUCAUUGCCGGUUCUGGUCUCGCGGCCUCGGCCAUCACAUCCGGACUCGGACACUCCAACACUGCUGCCCAUGUCGCUUCGAACGCGCUCUCGCUUUUCGGCUAUUUCCAGGCCCAAGCUUACAUCGGCAUGACUGCUGUGGAGCUCCCCCCUAUUGUCGCCUCGUGGACGCAGAACUUCCAAUGGAGCAUGGGUAUCAUUCACGUUCGCUUCCUGCAGGAGAUGGCCACCUGGUACCAGCGCGCGACCGGAGGAACCCCCUCGACCGUGCUUUCGAGUCUGGCGACUACUUCCGUCGAUGUGCAGAAGCGUUCGCUUGAUGUUGCCAAGAGGUUUGCCAAGCGCGCUUUGAUCGGGCGAAGCAACAACGAGGUCAAUCAGGCCGAGACCACUAGCACCGUUACGGUUCAUGGCAUUGAGAGAGUUGGUUUCCGCGCCAACAUCGAGCUCACCAACAUCUUCCUGACUGGAUAUGCCUUCUUCAUCAUCUUCGUCAUCGUCGUCGUCUUGGGCGUGGCCCUCUUCAAGGGAUUCCUCGAGCUUCUGGCCAAGAAUGGAAAGAUGUCUGGCACGAAGUUCCAGGAGUUCAGGAACGGUUGGUUGACCGUCCUGAAGGGAAUCCUCUUCCGCAUCGUCCUGAUCGGUUUCCCUCAAAUGGUUGUGCUCUGCUUCUGGGAACUUACAAUGAAGGACUCGGCUGCGGAAAUCGUUCUCGCCAUCUUUACGAUCGUCACGAUGGUUUGCAUUCUCGGGUGGGCCUCUUCCAAGGUCAUUCGCAUUGCGCAAAGAUCCAUCUCGAUGCACAAGAACCCGGCCUACAUCCUGUACUCGGACCCGGUCUCGCUGAACAAGUGGGGCUUCCUUUACGUCCAGUUCAAGGCCACGGCCUACUACUUUAUCGUGCCUGUCCUGUCCUUCACUCUGGUCAAGGGCAUGUUCAUUGCCCUGGGACAGGGAAGCGGAACUACUCAGGCGAUCGCACUGGUUCUCCUCGAGGCGGGUAUGCUUAUUGCGGUCAGCAUUCUGCGCCCGUACAUGGACAAGAAGACGAACGCGUUCAACAUUGCCAUCUCGGCGCUCAACUUCCUUAGUGCCAUUUUCCUCCUGGUUUUCACGGGCAUUUUCAACCAACCGGGACUCGUUACUGGUGUCAUGGGCGUGAUCUUUUUCGUCUACAACGCCGUGUUCGCGCUCGUUCUGCUCAUCAUGGUCCUUGCGUCGUCGUAUUUCGCACUUACCUCCAAGAACCCCGACACCCGUUACCAGCCCAUGCGCGACGACAGGGGUUCGUUUAUCAAGUCUCAGACGCAACUCACGACGGAGCUCGAUGCGUUGGGAGCGACUGCGCGUGGCGAAGGAAAGACGGGGCCGUACAAGCGCACCGGCAUCGACGACGACGACGAGGAGUCGUUUUCGUCGGGAUCGCACAACCAGCCGAAGGGCGCUGAGGCGGGCUACUAUGGUGCUCCGCGCAGCCCCGUGGACCCAUCGGUACCCAUGUUCCCGGCCAACGGAGACAACAGGACAGGCCCGCCGCCGUCGUACGCAUCACCCAAUGGCCCGGGCGGCGACAGGUUCAGAACACAGAACAACGCCAGCCCGUGGCAGAGAGGUGCCGGCUACGACCAUUGA